This is a messenger RNA of Odocoileus virginianus texanus, 2335 nucleotides long. The record is from RefSeq and is a predicted model, not a curated record. NCBI's taxonomy places the organism in Eukaryota, Metazoa, Chordata, Mammalia, Artiodactyla, Cervidae.
CCCGCCUCCACCGGGACAGGCUCUUGACAGGCUGGGGGGCGGUGCGGGGGCAGACGGUGCUCUCGAGGGGCCGAACCCAGGUUUCCCAAGGAAUCUUAGGCCUCCCUGCCCCAAGAUCACGGUGCCUCCACGUGGGUCGCGGGACCUUCGACCACUGCUCUGCCUGCGUCACAAUGGCAUGUGACGUCGUUCCUCACCUUAUAAAAUAAUCCUUCGGGGAUCGUGGGGCGGUGGGGCCUCCAAAGGUCAGCCUAGCCCCGUUACCCCUAUAAGAUGGCCUCACCCUUUCGGGGAAAGCCCUCUCCGGCCCGGGCGGAAUCCAUCCGCUCCGAGGAGACGGCGACGGUCCGCGUGGAGACCUCGUCCCAUCGCGUGGAGACAUCCUACCGUCACGUGCGGACAUCUUCCCGGCAGGUGGAGACCACCCAGCGCCGCAGCGAGGAGCCCUCUGUCUCCCCCUCUGGGAAGAGACUCCCUCGAGUCUUCGAGGUGUCCUCCCAGCACGCGGAAACCCGCUCGCAGCUCACGGAGACGGCUUCCCGCCACGUCAGGGCCUCGUCCCUGCGAGUGGAGACGUCUGUGCACCGAGUGGAGAGCCCGCCGCGGCGGGAGAAGCCUUCCGCCCGCCAGAACGUCCAAAAGGCCCGAUGAAAUGCUGCCUUCCUCGGGGCCACAUGAGGGCCAUGGCCCUUGGCAAGGGCAGAAUCGCCUCCAGUUCGCAGCCUGCCUGCUGCCAGGUGGACCGAUCAUCUUUGGUUUCCUGGAAACAGUCCACAAAUCAAUUUAAGAAAGAGCCAAGCUGCGGUUCCGGAACUUAGCCAACAUUCAUUGACCCUCCUGCACCUUGGACCAAAGGCAAAUCUUUGACCCAGUGAACUAUUUUAAUUUGAAGCCAGCAGAAAAAGUUUUCAGGCUCUAGAUGUGUUAAGCUGAUGGAAGAGAGACUGUAUGAGCCUCCAAGGCAGGUGAGUUUUUAAUUUGGGGCCCCUUGAAUGACCUUAGCUGCCUCAAACCUGGAGAAGGAAAUGGCAACCGACUCCAGUAUUCUUGCCUGGAGAAUUCUGUGGACAGAGGAGCCUGGCAGGCUAUAAUCCAUGGGGUCACAGAGAGCUGGACACGACUCAGCGACUAUCACUCACUCACUGGAUGACCUUGGCUGCUUCAAACUUAUGGACAAGGAGCAAACAAAUUAUAACCGGUGGAAUUAAAUGCCUGCUGCAAACCUGAGGUGCAAGCAACAGACUUUCCUUAAUUAAUUAGUUGGCCUGUGUUUAUGUUUCAAUAUAUUUCUCUUCAUACCGAGUCCUUGUGCCUGGUAGCCAUGCACACAGGUUUUAAUAGAGGUCACACACACACAAAAAAAUAGAGGUCACAUGUAGUUCAAAGUGAAAAGUGAAAGUCAACAAUCAAGAAUAAUCUUAGAAAGGAAACGUGACCUGUGAUUUGAGGAGGUGCAGGGGAGGCAUAUUUAUUGAGUACCUACUCUGUGCUGGGCGUGCAUUUGGGCUAUAGCAGUGAACAAAGCAAACAGGGUCCUGGCCCUCGGGGAGCUUACAUUCUAGUGAAAAGGCAGACAACAGACGACAAACCAAGAGUUUUCUAUUGUGAUGAGCACUAUGAAGGAAACAAACAGGUGAUGUGAUAGAUGCUGACCAGUCCCUGUUUUUCUAAGUUAACCUGGUUAGCAACAACUGAAGGCAGGCCAGGGCUACCCCCUAGAUCAGUAUAUCUUAACAGAUUAGUAGGUGGAGCCAUUCAAGGCGGCCUUGGCUGGGAAUGAAGGGACAUGCCUACUUUCAACAAUUAGUGCUCUUUAUCCCAUUUAGCAGGAUGUAAAGACCUGGAUUCUGUGGGACCUCAUUGGGAGAUAGAGUACUUGCUGUUGGCAGGCACUGUGCCCAGUCAUUCCUCACAUUAAUUUAUUUAAUUACAGGGGAGUGCACUGGAAUAGGGCUCAGGCCAGGGGAAUGUCAUAAAACCCCAGAGGUACCCCUGAUGCUUCUGCUUCAUCAAACUUCUGCUAUAGACUAAUACUUAGACUUUGGAAUUUUAGUCUUUGGUGAGCUUACUGUCUCUUUUUAAUGUGACAGACCAUGUGCAUUAGAUACACACUCUUAAUCAGUGUUUUUAAAUGAGCACAGUGCUUGCUUUUCUUUAACUGUCCUUUAUUAAUGUUUUCAUUACAAAAGUGAUAAUGUGCCUAAUGUAACAAAUGAAAUAAUUCAAGAUGUGUAAAGAAUCACUUUCCAUUUUCAUCCUCUGGAAAUAAUUCAUGUCAGUAACUUGGUGUAUAUACUUCCAGACCUUUCUGCAAUAAAUGCUCCUGAUCUCCUUA